AUGAUCAACGCAGCAAGAAGACUCUACCGACGCAAACGUCUAACCACCGCUACCGGCCGAGAGAAGUUUUUUGAACAACGCGGGAACACUCAACCACUUUUUAAUCUGGCUCUGCUACUGGCCGAUACAAAACGGCCCUUGGAUGAGGUGCCAUUUCUGAAUCAACUGAUACGACAUCAUCCGUCGCAUGUUAAAGGCCUGAUCCUGCUGGGCGACAUCUACAUUAAUCACAUGAAGAAUCUGGACGAGGCGGAGAAGUGCUACCGCAGCAUACUUCACUACGAUCCCCACAACACUCAGGGCUUGCACAACCUCUGCGUGGUGUUCGUGGAACGUAAGCGGCUGGCCAAGGCAGCUGCAUGCCUGCAGUACGCCCAACGCUUGGCACCCGCCGAGGACUAUAUCGGUCGGCAUUUGCAGAUUGUUCUUGCACGACUGCAGAAAAUCAACAAGUUACCUGAGUCGGCGCCAGAGCGAAAGCUCGCGUAUGAGGACUACGAUCCCCUUGAGUUUAAACUGCCUCAGGAUCGACCAUCGCAUAAGUCGCGUAAAAGAUCGUAGCAGAAGCUAGCCUAAAUCAAAUAGCAGUUAUGAGCAUGUAAAAAGACAAGAGUUGAGUUGGUGGAACGCAAGGUUCCCACAUUCUGUGAGACAUACGGAGUCUGAUAAAAAUAACACAAAG
Drosophila mauritiana is the source of this 682-nucleotide messenger RNA. Its product is annotated as protein O-mannosyl-transferase Tmtc3-like. The record is from RefSeq and is a predicted model, not a curated record. NCBI's taxonomy places the organism in Eukaryota, Metazoa, Arthropoda, Insecta, Diptera, Drosophilidae. Bases 1 to 561 code for a protein of 186 amino acids. The transcript is spliced from 2 exons. Gene Ontology annotation, biological process: protein O-linked glycosylation via mannose. Gene Ontology annotation, cellular component: endoplasmic reticulum. Gene Ontology annotation, molecular function: protein binding; mannosyltransferase activity.